ACGGCAUCCCGUUCAAGUAGCUGGUUUAGCUCCACGGACGCAUGCCUAUUCUAGUGCUCCACUGCCACUAUCUUUAGUAGCGCCGUGUCGGGCUCCCAUAUAUAACGUCCCUCGCCGUCUCCAUUUGGAUUUCAGCGAUCGAUCUCGACCGCACCGGCCCCGCAUGCCUGCCCACUGCCCAAAUAAAGCGUCGUCGAUCGACCGCGCGCGAUCAUGGCGAUGGUCGUCGCGGGGAGCCAUCGGCCGCCGCCGCCGCCGCAGUCGCUGCGGCUGGUCCCGCCACCGCCGCCGCAGCCUCCUCCUCCUCCUCUGACGUACAGGCACCACUGCAAGGUGUGCAAGAAGGGGUUCAUGUGCGGUCGCGCGCUCGGCGGCCACAUGAGGGCGCACGGCAUCGGCGACGACAACGACACGAUGGACGACGACGACGGCCGCGAUGAUGAUCAUUCGCUGUCACCGUGCGAUGGUGGUGGCGAGCCGUCGGAGGCAGCCGGGAGCCCGACGACGACGACGACGAAACGUAUGUACGCGCUGCGGACCAAUCCCGGGCGGCCAAGGAACUGCAGGACAUGCGAGAACUGCGGGAAGGAGUUCACGUCGUGGAAGACGUUGCUGGAUCAUGGCAGGUGCGGCCUUGACGAGGAGGACGGUCGCCUCGACGUCUCGCUCCGUUCGCCGCCGCUUCACGACGGUGGCGACGAAAACGACGGCGAGGAGGAGGAGGAGGGGGACGACCUCACACUGGCUGCGGGCGGGUGGUCGAAAGGGAAGCGCUCGCGCCGUGCUAAAGUGAUGGCCGUCGGGACCGGCUCCGUGUCCGAGCUACAGCUGCCGGCUCCGUCUACCGAAGAGGAAGACCUCGCCAACUUUCUCGUGAUGCUCUCUUCUUCUUCGUCAUCAUCGUCGCGUGUUGCACAGCCAGCCAUCGUCGUCGACGACGCGGACCAAGAGUCCUGCGCAUCAGGUAGCAAGGACGAGGAGAGGAACAGGUUCUUGGUGCCGCAGCCAAUCUCGAUGGCAGCCCCCAUGAUGGCUCAGAUGACAGUGAUCGCUCCGCAAGUGGUGCCACAGCACAUCUCGACCGUGCCACGUGGCAUGUUCGAGUGCAAGGCAUGCAAGAAGGUGUUUACAUCGCACCAGGCUCUUGGCGGGCACCGUGCCAGCCACAAGAAGGUGAAAGGAUGCUUCGCCGCGAAGCUCGAGAGCAGCCGCAACGAGACUAGUCAGACUCAGACUCAGCAGCAACACGUCUCAGCCGCUCCUCAUGACAAUACCAGGGCCACCACCUCUCAUGUCAUCACCAGCGAUAUCAGCAUGGAUGCAAACACGAUCGGUGCCAGUGCUGAUGCUGACGGCAAGGCAGCGGCAAGCGGCGUUGGCGCAGGUGAAAUUGUCCUCGCCGGAGCUUCGUCGACGGAUAUGGCCAUGAUGAUGUCGGUCGAGGACUUCGCGCCGACACCGUUGGCGCCAUCCGCCGUCUCACCGUUCAAGAAGAAGGGGAAGGUGCACGAGUGCUCCAUCUGCCACCGGGUGUUCACGUCGGGGCAAGCGCUCGGCGGCCACAAGCGAUGCCACUGGCUGACGUCGGGCGCAACGGACCCGCUCACGAAGCUCCAGCCCGUCGCCCAAGACCACGCCAUGAUGGCCGCCAUGUGCCACCAGCUCACGCUCGGGCGCCCAAUAUUCGACCCUACCGACCAGCGGAUACUAGACCUUAACGUGCCGACGAACCCACUGGCAGAAGCGGUCGCGGCCAGGCAGCAGCAGCAGCAGCAGGUCGCCGCUCUCAACGACGGCGCACUCUGCCUCAACGCGGCGGCGUCGGUGUACCUGCAGUCCUGGACAGGGCACAGCAACGGGAGCCACGUGAACAAGACCACCGCGACGAGCAGCCGCAUCAACGACGCGGCCGGCGGCGUGACCACGGAGGACGAUGAAGCGGACAGCACGAGCGCCAAGAGAGCCAAGAUCGGCGACCUCAAGGACAUGAAAGUGGCAGGGGAGUCGUUGCCCUGGCUGCAGGUUGGCAUCGGAAUUUCAUCAGAGAGCAAAGAAAAGAACACUCAAGAGUGACCUGGUCAUGACAAGGAGGUCAUGCCGACUAAUGAACUAAGAAAUUAAUUAAUUAAUUAAUUAGUGCUAAUCUAAUCCAUAUAUAUAUAUACAUAUUGUAGGUGUACGUACUAUAUCAAUGCUUUAUGUGAUCGGGAUAUAUGUAUGUGUAUAUACAUCCAAUGUAAGUAUUUACAAGUAGGGUCAAUUCAUGUGUUCCUAAAGGUUUGAGGCAACAUCUAGGGACGUAUUGCUUGGGGGACUGUAAAUUAAUAGGCUAGCAAGCUUGAUUCUAAAAGGUUUCCUUACUGUACGAUUCUUUGAGGAGCCUUGCUUUUUAUUUUUAUUUUUUUCCUUUUAUUUUUUCUAUUUUGUAACUAACCGAUUAUUUAAUUUGCUGCUUCCAAAAUGUAUAUAUGCAAGUUGAUUUUGUCCU
Molecule: messenger RNA, 2488 nt
Organism: Oryza sativa Japonica Group (Japanese rice)
Lineage: Eukaryota; Viridiplantae; Streptophyta; Magnoliopsida; Poales; Poaceae
Source: RefSeq, a predicted model, not a curated record